This is a messenger RNA of Arachis stenosperma, 1587 nucleotides long. RefSeq lists its product as uncharacterized. The transcript has a single exon. Bases 1 to 1587 code for a protein of 528 amino acids. The record is from RefSeq and is a predicted model, not a curated record. NCBI's taxonomy places the organism in Eukaryota, Viridiplantae, Streptophyta, Magnoliopsida, Fabales, Fabaceae.
AUGGGCGCCACCCCAUUCCACCGAUCUAUCCUCGAAGUCCGGUUGCCGAAACACUUCGACAAACCAACGGACAUGAGGUAUGACGGAACCCAGGACCCUCUAGAACACCUCACGGCCUUCGAGGCCAGGAUGAAUCUGGAGGGGGUAGGGGACGAGGUAAGAUGUCGCGCCUUCCCAGUAACCCUAGCGGGACCCGCGAUCAGGUGGUUUAACGGCCUUCCACAGGGGUCCAUCUACAGCUUCUCAGACAUCAGCCGCGCGUUCCUGGCCCAGUUUACAACACGAAUAGCAAAGGCCAAGCACCCGAUCAACCUUCUGGGGGUAACCCAGAGACAAGGAGAGCCGACCAGAAGGUACCUGGAUCGGUUCAACGACGAAUGCCUUGAAAUCGACGGCUUGACCGAUUCGGUGGCCAGUCUUUGCUUGACGAACGGCCUCCUCAACGAGAACUUCCGGAAACACCUUACCACGAAACCGGUUUGGACGAUGCACGAGAUCCAGACGGUAGCCAAAGAGUACAUAAAUGAUGAGGAAGUUAGCCGAGUUGUGGCUGUCAACAAACGGCAGUCUGGCUACAAUCAACCCCGGCAGCACGGGAACGGGGAUAGGCCGAAGGAGCGAACCAGGGAAGAGGCGCCAAGCAAAACGCCGAGGACGUUUCCCCGGGUCGGGAAAUUCACCAACUACACCCCACUCACGCUUCCCAUAGUAGAGGUAUACCAACAAAUAGCAGAGAAAGGAAUCCUGCCGAAGGCCCGACCACUCACGGACCGCACUGGAGGGAACAAAAACCUCUAUUGCGACUACCAUAAAGGUUACGGUCACCUAACGCAGGACUGUUUUGACCUAAAGGAUGCGCUAGAACAAGCGAUAAGGGAAGGCAAACUAGCAACAUUCUCCCACCUUAUCAGGGAGCCGAGGAGACGUUAUCGCGACGAAGAGGAAGAAGGCAAAACCCGUUCGGCAAAGCGGCGACCGGAGCCAGAAGGCGGGGAUCACGGCCUCACUGUGAUAAACGUAGUGACGGCCAAAAACGCUGCACCUAGAUCCAGGUCCGCACACAAGAAAGAUGCAAAGAUACUGUCGAUUUCCUCCUCAUCAGUGCGAAACUCUAAAAAGCCUCCGCUCGUCUCCUUCGGCCCAGAAGACCAAUGGUUCGACGACGCCCCGGAAAACCCACCCAUGGUCAUCACGUUCCGAGUGGGAACCGGCCUCGUCAAACACAUCCUUGUUGAUACGGGGGCAGACUCGAACAUCAUGUUCCGCAAUGUAUUCGACGCAUUGGGGCUAAAGGACGCCGAUCUGACGACUCACCAACACGGGGUCAUUGGACUAGGGGAUCAUUUCAUUAAGCCAGACGGAGUAAUAUCCCUGCCAAUCUCAUUGGGACAACCCCAGGGUCGAAGGUCGGCGAUGGCCGAGUUCGUGAUCCUCCGAGACUCGACCGCCUAUAACAUCAUCUUGGGAAGGAAGACGAUCAACGACUUCGAGGCCAUAAUUAACACAAAGCUACUGGUCAUGAAGUUUGUUACCGAUGACGGAUCUAUAGGGUCCGUAAGAGGAGACCUCGAGACGGCGGUCGUUUGA